AAGCGUUGAAGUUUUGAUCUGAUCCAUUACUGGAAAUGGCACAAACGAGUGGAUCCAAGAGAGAUGCUAGUGUGAAAAAAAGCAAUAUUCCUGAUUAUUUCGGAGCAGAUCUUUUUCUAUCGGGACGUUACAUUCAACCUGAGAAUCCUUAUUUUGUGACCAAAAUUAGACGAACAAGGGUUGCCAGUCUGUAUAUACCAAGAGAAAUCAUUAAGGACUUCAAUCUUGAAUUACCUCCAACCGUCACUCUACGUGACAUGAUAGGCAGGGAGUGGAUAGCAAAUGUAAUUGUCUGGGGUGAUGGUCGAACAUGGCUGUCUGGAGGGUGGAGAAACCUGUGCAAUUUGAACCUUGUUGGAAAAGAAGAUAGGUGUAUUUGUGAGUUCCUGCCACUUCAAAUGGAGAAUAAUAUGGUGUUGCAGGUUACAAUUGUCAGAGAGGACGAUGCCAUGCAAAUGAGGAAUUAAUGAGGAAGAAUAUAAUGAAUGAAAAAUG
This is a messenger RNA of Ipomoea nil (Japanese morning glory), 495 nucleotides long. RefSeq lists its product as uncharacterized. The record is from RefSeq and is a predicted model, not a curated record. Gene Ontology annotation, molecular function: DNA binding. The transcript has 3 exons. Bases 36 to 467 code for a protein of 143 amino acids. NCBI's taxonomy places the organism in Eukaryota, Viridiplantae, Streptophyta, Magnoliopsida, Solanales, Convolvulaceae.